AUCCUUCCCCCUUUUGUCCGAACGUGCCGCUUAUCUCUCUCUCUCUCUCGAGUGUAAGUAAAGAAGAGACAAUCGAACAUAUUUUUCAUUUCUUUUUAAAUAUUUUUUUUCCAUUUUCGAAGUAUUACAAGAAAGGAAUCGUAUAGUUAGUUAUACUUUCUGGGAUUCACAAAACACGCUUACGCAAAUUCGAUAGACACCGAGGAGGAGUAGAAGGAGGACGAGAUUCUAUCGUUUAUAUAUAAACGGGAGGAUCCAGAUCGUGGUGAGAGUUAGAUAGAGAGAGAGGAUAUGAUGCCGGAAACAUCGCCGGCUAAACUCGGCAGAGCUUCUUCCUCCUCUUCUUCUUCAUCAUCUUCAAGCUCAGACCGUGCUUCCGUGAAAAUCGAGGAGAUUGAAGACGGCGUAGCCAAUGGCUCUGAAGUAGUUGAGACAACCAAACCGGAGGAGUCUCCUGUUGCUGUUGCUGAAUCUUCAGGUAGUAAAAGCUUUGGUAGAGUAUGGACAAUGCCUGUGGAAGGUUCAUCGAGUAGUGAUAAGGCUGAAGCAUCAUCAUCAUCAGUAUCGUCUUCAAAGCAGCCUAGGUUAGAUAAAUCAAAGACUGAGAGGCAACAGCCGAAAGACAAAGUUACUCACAUUCUCGCCGAGGAUGCCGCUAAGAUUUUCGAUGAUAGACUCUCUGCUGGCAAGAAGCUAAAAUUGUUGAACCGUAUAGCUACGGUGAAACAUGAUGGGACGGUUGAGUUUGAAGUCCCAGCAGAUGCUAUCCCACAGCCUAUUGCUCUGGACCCUGAUGAUUCCAAAAACGGUGCUUGCCCUGAUGAGGCUAUUGAUGGUGUAGACCUUCAGUACAUCCCUCCUAUGCAAAUCGUCAUGCUUAUCGUCGGAACGCGUGGUGAUGUUCAGCCUUUUGUUGCUAUCGCCAAACGCCUUCAGGACUAUGGGCAUAGAGUUAGACUUGCAACUCAUGCAAAUUUCAAAGAGUUUGUUUUGACUGCUGGUUUGGAGUUUUAUCCUUUAGGUGGAGAUCCUAAAGUGCUAGCCGAAUAUAUGGUUAAGAACAAGGGGUUUCUGCCGUCAGGCCCUUCAGAGAUUCCAGUACAACGAAACCAAAUGAAGGACAUCAUAAACUCUCUACUUCCAGCGUGUAAAGAACCUGAUCCAGACUCUGGGAUCUCCUUUAAAGCCGACGCUAUUAUCGCCAAUCCUCCAGCAUAUGGACAUACCCAUGUGGCAGAAGCACUAAGGAUACCGAUUCACGUGUUUUUCACCAUGCCUUGGACGCCAACCAGUGAGUUUCCACACCCUUUGUCACGUGUCAAACAACCAGCAGGAUACAGACUUUCGUAUCAAAUCGUGGAUUCACUGAUCUGGCUUGGAAUAAGGGACAUGAUAAAUGACCUUAGGAAAAAGAAACUGAAGCUGCGGCCUGUCACAUAUCUAAGUGGAACACAAAGCUCUGGUUCUAAUAUUCCAUAUGGAUAUAUGUGGAGUCCUCAUCUAGUCCCAAAGCCCAAAGACUGGGGCCCACAAAUAGAUGUAGUGGGAUUCUGCUUCCUUGAUCUUGCAUCAAACUAUGAACCUCCUGCAGAACUUGUGAAAUGGCUAGAAGCUGGUGACAAACCUAUUUACAUCGGCUUUGGUAGUCUCCCUGUGCAAGAACCAGAGACAAUGACUGAAAUCAUUGUGGAAGCACUUCAAAGAACCAAACAGAGAGGAAUCAUCAACAAAGGCUGGGGUGGCCUUGGAAACUUGAAAGAACCGAAGGACUUUGUUUACUUGUUGGAUAAUGUCCCACAUGACUGGUUAUUCCCAAGAUGCAAGGCAGUGGUUCAUCAUGGAGGUGCUGGAACAACGGCUGCAGGUCUUAAAGCAGCGUGCCCAACUACAAUCGUGCCUUUCUUUGGAGACCAACCUUUCUGGGGGGAACGAGUGCAUGCUAGAGGAGUAGGUCCUGCACCAAUCCCAGUAGACGAAUUCUCACUCCAUAAGCUUGAAGAUGCCAUUAAUUUCAUGCUUGACGAUAAGGUGAAGAGCAGUGCAGAGACUCUAGCAAAGGCAAUGAAGGACGAGGAUGGUGUGGCUGGAGCUGUGAAGGCCUUCUUCAAACAUCUUCCGACUAUGAAACAAAAUGUUGCGGAUCCUAUUCCUGAACCAUCUGGAUUCCUAUCGUUCAGAAGAUGCUUUGGCUGUUCGUAACUUUCUCCCCACCCCUUCCCCCAAGAAUCUCCUCUUUACUCUUGUGCAUUGUUGUGACCUCUUGUAUGUUUGUUUUGUAUUUUGUUUUUUGCUCCUUGGUUUUGGCUUUUACUACAACUCACUUAGGAAAAGUUGUAAAGUACUUGGGUGUACUUGGUAAUUUAAUGUUUUAUGUGAUACAUGCUAUAAUUUUUUA
Raphanus sativus (radish) is the source of this 2395-nucleotide messenger RNA. Its product is annotated as sterol 3-beta-glucosyltransferase UGT80A2. Gene Ontology annotation, molecular function: UDP-glycosyltransferase activity; hexosyltransferase activity. Gene Ontology annotation, biological process: carbohydrate metabolic process. NCBI's taxonomy places the organism in Eukaryota, Viridiplantae, Streptophyta, Magnoliopsida, Brassicales, Brassicaceae. The record is from RefSeq and is a predicted model, not a curated record. The coding region runs from base 292 to 2199 and encodes 635 amino acids. The transcript has 14 exons.